AUGUAUUUUUAUUUUGUAGGUAGAGAUGAAGGACGAUUAGUAUAUGAUCUCCUAGAGAAAACUGGUUAUAAUCCAUUAAUCCGCCCAGUGGAAAACGUGUCGCAAUCGUUGCUUGUCAACUUUUCUUUGGCACUGAGUCAGAUUAUCAAUGUGAACGAAAAGGAGCAAGUAAUGAAAACGAAUGUGUGGUUGCAAAUAUAUUGGUAUGAUUAUCAAUUGGCUUGGGACCCUGCUGACUAUUCUAAUAUAGAAGUAUUUAGAAUUCGACCAGAAUCUGUUUGGACUCCAGAUAUAGUAUUAUUUAACAAUGCUGACGGUCAUUACGAAGUAUCAUACAAAUCUAACUGUGUUAUUUAUAAUACAGGGGAAGUUAAUUGGAUACCCCCAGCUAUAUAUCAAAGUUCCUGCUCGAUAGAUGUGCUUUAUUUUCCAUUUGAUCAGCAAACAUGUCUCAUGAAAUUCGGAUCAUGGACAUUUCGUGGCAACUCUUUAAAUUAUGUGUUUAAAAAUGGAAAUAAUAAAUUGGAUUUCACGGAUUACCUGAAAAGUGGUACAUGGGACAUUAUCGAUUGUCCUGGAGAGAUAGUCAAUGUCACAGACCCCUCAACUGGACAAUUGGAACAACAGAUAAUAUUCAAAAUCAUCUUACGCAGAAAAACUCUCUUUUACACAGUGAACCUCAUUAUACCAUGCGUAUUAAUAUCAUUUGUGAGUGUUUGUGUAUUCGCGCUUCCAGCAGAUGCAGGUGAAAAAAUCACGUUGUGUAUAUCCAUUUUGCUUGCUUUAGUUGUGUUCUUGCUCCUGAUUUCCAAAAUUUUACCCCCUUCGUUGAAAAUUCCUCUUAUAGCCAAAUAUUUAUUAUUUACGUUUAUCAUGAAUAUUAUAGCUAUUUUUAGUACUGUGGUGAUUAUAAAUCGAAAUUAUAGAACUCCGAGAACUCAUCGGAUGCCAGAUUGGGUGCGCAUUGUGUUUUUAAAAUAUAUGCCAAUAUUUUUAUUUAUGAAGAGACCUGACCAUGACGAGCGAUGGAAGAAAAAAAGCUUCUCUCCUCCACCGUCGUAUCAGCCAACUCCUGAAACAAGACGUGUCAAUCUAAAUAUGAGAACUUCAGAGCUCAUGGAACUGACUGAAAUGCAUCAUCCGCAUUGUAGACUCAAUACAAAAUUGAAUUCUAUGGAGAGACCUACACAAGGCAAUAGUGACGAACACGAUAACAAAGUUAUAAAUAUGACGCCAGAAUUAUUCAGGGCGACAGAGGCUGUGAGAUUUAUUUACCAACAUUUACGAACAGAGGAAGAUUAUGAAACGAUUUUAGACGAUUGGAAAUAUAUGGCUCGAGUUCUAGAUCGUUUGAUGUUAGUUAUCUUUUUAACCGUAACAUUUGGUGGCACGGUAGGAAUAAUGAUGGACGCUCCUCAUAUACUUGAAUUUGUAGACCAGGACACUAUCAUUGAAAACAUCAUGGCACAAUUUAACACAUAG
Molecule: messenger RNA, 1482 nt
Organism: Lottia gigantea (owl limpet)
Lineage: Eukaryota; Metazoa; Mollusca; Gastropoda; Lottiidae
Exons: 5
Coding region: 1-1482 (493 amino acids)
Biological process (GO): nervous system process; regulation of membrane potential; chemical synaptic transmission
Cellular component (GO): neuron projection; synapse; postsynaptic membrane
Molecular function (GO): acetylcholine-gated monoatomic cation-selective channel activity; transmembrane signaling receptor activity
Source: RefSeq, a predicted model, not a curated record